This is a messenger RNA of Centruroides sculpturatus (bark scorpion), 1310 nucleotides long. RefSeq lists its product as uncharacterized. NCBI's taxonomy places the organism in Eukaryota, Metazoa, Arthropoda, Arachnida, Scorpiones, Buthidae. Gene Ontology annotation, molecular function: nucleic acid binding; zinc ion binding. The coding region runs from base 65 to 1144 and encodes 359 amino acids. The transcript has a single exon. The record is from RefSeq and is a predicted model, not a curated record.
CCCAAAAGAGGAACAAGUCGUUAACGAAUCUCCUUCUGAAGAUCAAGCUGUAAAUCCAAAUCCUAUGAGUAUGAUGCAAACGCUAAUGGAAAAAGUAAUAUUAUUAAUAGAUAACCAGCAACAGGCAGUGCGAAACUUAAAGGAGACAGUUAUUGAAGUCCAAACUGUACCUGAUUUGACAAGUUCUCUUCCUGAAUUUGGUGGUACUACUACAGAGAGUGCUGACGAAUGGUUGAAUUAUAUUGAAUUGACUCGAAAUCAACACAGACUAGCUGAGACCCAAGUUCUUCCGCUAGCCAUCAGCAAACUGAGAGGAGCAGCGAAAAACUGGCAUAAAGCAAUUGGUUACCAGCUUAACAAUUGGACUGAAUGGAAGACAAGCUUAAAAAGCGAAUUUGGUAAAAGACUGACGUUGAGAAUGUGGUGUGACAGAGUGAAAGAAAGAGAACAAAGACAAGAUGAAAGUCUCACAGAUUAUUUCUAUGCUAAGCUGUGUUUGUUGCGUACUAACUGUCCUGUAAAUGUUACUGAAGCUGACGAAAUUGAUUAUUUGCUGGAUGGAAUAAAAAAUAAACAACACACAGUUACUAUUGCUACUCAUGAUGUGCACAAUAUUGCAGAACUACAGCGUAUAGCACGCAAGAUAGAUGAGCAAGAGACUGAGGCCAGGAUGCAUAUGAAGACUCAAGUUCAACAACCUCAUAAGUUCUCAAAUAAUACGAAUGCUCGAUUAAAGGAUCCGGCUAUUGCAGUUGAUUUUAUUAAACAUACAGACGAGAAGUCGAUAAGAAGAGACCCCAAGUGCAAUGCUCAGAUGCCUUUACAAAUGACCCGAUGUUACAAAUGUCAACAGUUAGGACAUCUAGUCAAGACAUGUCCAAAUGAAAAUAUUGCACAGAUCAAUGAAUAUAACGCUGAAAGAGGAGGCUCAAAAGAGAUUAAAGACAGCAAGAAACAAAAACAAAAGAGCAAUGCUUUAAACAUCAAUGCUAACGCUUCUAAAGUUCAUAGCCCAUAUAUUAAAUACAAAAAAUUAAAUACAUAUAACUUCCCCCUUAAUGAUGACAAGUACGGUUUUUGCACGACCCCUAAUUGCAAUGAGAUUAGGCUAUAUUUUGAAACUUUUGUAGGCUAUAUUUUUUAAACUUUUGUACAAUUUAUCUAUUUAUGCUUACAAAUUAUUUAUAGAUAGUAUAACCAAUAGAUUUACCGUAUAAGCUAACUCUUUAAAAUUUACAGAUGAAAACAGUUGACAACUGACUUGUCAGUUGUUUGCAGUAAGCACUUUCUGGAAUCAGAUUAUAAACCAG